CUCGGCUGCAACCUUGUUGUGCCCGAACAGAGUCCCCAUCAUCCGCCCCAUCUAGCCACCACCCCUCUUCCGACUGAGUCACCACCUCGUCGCUCAGUCCCGUCGUGUACUAGGACAUGCAACAAAGAGAGACCACUAGAUAUGGUGUCUCCAACUCCUCUCUUCUUCGUGAGCGCCGCCGAUACUCACCUAACUUUGCUUCCCGCCGUCGAUACCAACCUCCCCACCACCGCCUCGACUGCUGGGAACUUCAGCUUCGCUGCUUGUGGGUUCAUGGGUUUUAAGCAAUUCCCACCUCUAUUGAAUAAAGGCAUAACCCCUUUCAAAGACGACAACUACUUAACGAAUGAGUAUCUGGAGGCGGCAAUCGAAGUGCCAGGAAUGAAGAACAUCUGACUCAUGGAUCUGCCAAGCUUCUUUCACUACGGAUCCCCAAGAGCCGAUUUUCCACUGCCUAAUGGAAUGCGCCGAAUCAGCUGGUAGAGCUUCCGCUAUCCUACUUCACACAGCCAAACGUCCUCGCCGCACUCGACUCCACCUACCCUAAUUGGGUCUACCGGAUCGGACCAAUACAACUCUUCGAUUGAUUCUCAACUCCCCGACCAUCGACGCAAUCAGCUACAACUUGUGGAACGAAGAGCCAGAGUGCCUCUGCUGGCUCAACACGUAAUCUAUGCUAAUUUAGGAAGCAUCACCGCCAUGUCCAAACAGCACCUGAUCGAAUUCGCCAUGGGCUUCGUCAAUAGAGAGGUCACGUUCAU
This is a messenger RNA of Linum trigynum, 761 nucleotides long. NCBI's taxonomy places the organism in Eukaryota, Viridiplantae, Streptophyta, Magnoliopsida, Malpighiales, Linaceae. The record is from the annotation of a GenBank genome assembly.